AUGUUUAAUUGUUUACAUGUUGAUAUUUUAGAGUUAGUGAGGCAGCUCAACAGCCAGCAGAAGUUAUCCACAUUAGAGAGUGACGCAAAUCCUGCCGCGAAUGUGAACAAGCCGAAGCCUCCCGUCAUCAUCACCCGGGAGAGCGCCAACACACUCCGGGCCCACAUCCUCGAGGUCGCCAGCGGGUGCGACGUCUUCGAGGCCGUUGCCACCUACGCCCGCCGCCGCCAGCGCGGGAUCUGCGUCCUCAGCGGCACCGGCACCGUCAACAACGUCACCCUCCGGCAGCCCUCUCCGGCGGGCGGCGUCGCCGCCCUCCACGGCCGGUUCGAGAUCCUCUCCCUGUCGGGCUCUUUCCUCCCGCCUCCGGCGCCUCCGGGGGCCACCAGCCUCACCAUAUACCUCGCCGGCGGGCAGGGGCAAGUCGUCGGAGGCAGCGUCGUCGGGGCCCUGAUCGCCGCCGGCCCCGUCAUCAUCAUCGCCUCGUCGUUCACCAACGUGGCCUACGAGCGGCUGCCGCUCGAGGAGGAGGAGAUGGCGGCGGCACCGCCGCCUCCGCCGACGGCGAGCGGCGGAGGGAUCAACGGGGGACAGUACCCCGACCCGUCAUCGAUCGGGCUGCCCUUCUUGAACCUGCCAAUUAACAACGGGAUGCCGAACGGACAGCUCCCGCUGGACGGCACGUGGGCCGGGAACACCGGCGGCGGCCGGCCGCCGUAUUAG
Striga hermonthica is the source of this 723-nucleotide messenger RNA. The record is from the annotation of a GenBank genome assembly. Lineage: Eukaryota; Viridiplantae; Streptophyta; Magnoliopsida; Lamiales; Orobanchaceae.